CCAUCAAUAUCGCCCUCCACUCAUCUCCUGCCCUUUUAGGAUAAGGUUCAGUGAGAUAUUUCUCUAUCAACAACCAUAACAACAAGAGAAUCAUAUAGUCCGUCUCAUUUGUUCAUCUUUAAUUUCUUGGAAAGACAUCUGACAAGCUAUACAGGAACCAUGAGGCCGAAUCGCAGCGACGCUCAUCUUACACCGGAGGAGGAGGUGAAAAAAGAGGAAGAGACUCGAGAGUACUUCGAUGGCAUUGCUCCCAAGCGCCACUCUAAACCCUCACGGAGCGAGUACUCAACCGUUUACUCGGAUGAUCUCAAGGUGUCUGAUCAAGAAACCAUACCUGAGCUUGAAAAGUUUCAAAAUCUUGAGGCAGAUAAGCAGAAAGUUGUAUGUGAAGGGAGUGAGACUGGGGAGGAAUUUACAGAGACAGAGUAUUACAAAGAUCUCAAUUGUGUCGACAAGCAACACCACACGACUGGCGCAGGAUUCAUAAAGGUUGAGAAAUCGAGGGAGAGGGCGUUUAACCUGGAUCCAGAUACAAGUUCUGUGUCUGCGAGUCACCCUUCUAGCAAAGGCAAUCCUGCUACAAACGAAUGGAUUCCGUCUGCUGAUCCUGUAUGAUAAGGCUAAGGUGAUUCCAGCUUCGGACAAGCCUAACAGGAGCGAUGCCUGAAAGUUCAGCGCUCUAGCUAGCAUAUUUGUGUGCAAGAAGGAUCUAUGCUUAAAGGAGACUAUGUGAUGAAUAAAAGUGGCACAUUAUUUUACUGUCUUAAUAAAUUUCAUGUACGAUGUUUCACAAUGUUCAGACUACUUCAGCGUGUGCCUGUGCUUGUGGGGCAAAUUGUGUAUAUUCGCUCGUUUGUUGAUUCUCAAAUGCUUGCAUCAGUAGAAGAGAUAUUUUAACUUCUA
This is a messenger RNA of Asparagus officinalis (garden asparagus), 903 nucleotides long. RefSeq lists its product as uncharacterized. Bases 160 to 615 code for a protein of 151 amino acids. Lineage: Eukaryota; Viridiplantae; Streptophyta; Magnoliopsida; Asparagales; Asparagaceae. The record is from RefSeq and is a predicted model, not a curated record. The transcript is spliced from 4 exons.